Messenger RNA from Spea bombifrons (plains spadefoot toad), 974 nucleotides. RefSeq names its product cyclin Q (gene CCNQ). The coding region runs from base 79 to 858 and encodes 259 amino acids. Gene Ontology annotation, biological process: regulation of transcription by RNA polymerase II. The transcript is spliced from 6 exons. NCBI's taxonomy places the organism in Eukaryota, Metazoa, Chordata, Amphibia, Anura, Pelobatidae. Gene Ontology annotation, cellular component: nucleus. Gene Ontology annotation, molecular function: cyclin-dependent protein serine/threonine kinase regulator activity. The record is from RefSeq and is a predicted model, not a curated record.
UGACGUGACCCCGGGUUGAGUCGCAGAGUUAACUCUUUCAUUGUAUGAAGUUUUGGGGAGGGAUAUUUUUCUGGUUCCAUGGAUUGCACAGACCGGGUAACGAUCAGUAAAAUAGAAAUCAGGAAACUAAUAAUGGACACAAAUUCAAGUGCUGCUGUGAACUCUGAGACAGACAGACCUGUUAAAAACCCCUUUAAAGUGAUCAGGUUUAUUAUGGAAACUGGUGUUAAGCUGGGAAUGCAGUCCAUCCCGCUUGCCACAGCUUGUACCGUAUACCACAGAUUCUUCAAAGAGACCAAUGUGGAUAACUAUGACCCUUACCUGGUGGCCAUGUCUGCAAUUUACCUUGCCGGGAAAGUAGAAGAGCAGCACUUGAGAACCAGAGACAUUAUUAAUGUCUGCCACAGGUGUCUGAAUCCAGGAAGUGAGCCACUGGAGGUUGACAUCAAGUUUUGGGAGCUGAGGGACAGCAUCGUGCAUUGCGAAUUAUUGAUGCUUAGGCUUUUGAAUUUUCGAGUUUCUUUUGAACAUCCACACAAGUACCUCCUUCAUUACCUGAUGUCUUUAAAAAGCUGGAUGAACCGGCACACUUGGGACCGUACACCUAUUGCCACAGCCUCAUGGGCCCUUUUGCGGGACAGCUACCACGGUGAUAUAUGCCUUCGGUAUAAGCCCCAACAUAUUGCAGUGGCCGUGCUGUAUUUUGCCUUGCAAUGCUAUGGAGUAGAGGUGCCGUGUAAUGAGAAUGCCGAGACUGAGUGGUGGCAGGUUUUUAGUGAAGAUAUCACAAAACUAAUCAUCAACAAUAUUAUAUCUGAUCUCAUCCACAUUUAUACAUUGGAUACGGAGAUAGCGUGACCCAACUCCGUAGUGAAUGUGUAGGACUGGUUUCCUUGCCUGGAUGUGUGGAGAGUUGCAGUAACAUGGCUUAUGGACUUCGUUUGGAAAUAUCCUACUGGAUGCCAAAAAAGAAA